Molecule: messenger RNA, 927 nt
Organism: Closterium sp. NIES-65
Lineage: Eukaryota; Viridiplantae; Streptophyta; Zygnematophyceae; Desmidiales; Closteriaceae
Source: the annotation of a GenBank genome assembly
AUGGCUACCCCCAGUGUCCUCGGUUUUGACGCUAAGGGUCGGGCCAUCGACUUUGACGUCUGGGUAGAUGACCUGCAGCUUUUCCUACUGUGCGAUAGGGCAGACAGUCUCUCCCUCUUUGACCUCAAUUCUGGUGCCUCGCCUGCCCCUGCUGCUGAUGCUGACGCCACUGUUCGCUCACAGUGGGCCACACGCGAUGCUGCUGCACGUCUUGCUGUGCGUCGCCACUUGCCUACCUCCGAGCGUGCACACUUUAGUCAGUACAAGAGUGCUAAAACCUUGUACGACGCUGUAGUUGCACGCUACUCUUCCCCUGCCACUGCUGCACUUAGCCGCCUCAUCCUGCCGUACCUCUUCCCUGACCUCACAGCUUUUCCCACAGUCGCUGACCUCAUUACGCACCUUCGCACUAGUGACAUUCGUUACCGCGCUGCCCUUCCCGCUGAGUUCAGCGCCAAGAACCCACCCCCUAUGUACAUCACCCUCUACUACAUAGUCACCCGGCUCCCUGACACCCUUCACCCGGUCACGGACCACUUUCUCUUUGUUUGCCCCACCACCCUCACCGUUGACCUCCUCAAGGAGCGCCUCCUAGCAGCAGAGAAGAGCAUAGUCGCUGUAGGAGCCUCUUGUGGUGACCCUAGUGCCCCUGUCUUUGAGGGGUGCUCCCCCUCUCCUCUCUUGCCCUCUAUUGCCUCUGCUGCUGCGGCCGACCUCGUUGGGGCGCUGGAGGAGCUUGCGGGGGCGGUGGAGGCGGCGGUGGAGGCGGCGGAGGGGGUGGGGGUGGCGGUGGGGGUGGUGGCUGGGGUGGGGGCGUCGGUGGCGGCAGUGGAGGCGGAGGCGGCGGCGGUGGUGGCGGUGGGAGCGGAGGUGGCGGAGGUGGCGGCGGUGGAGGAGGCGGCGACCGCGCGGGUGUGUCCCAGGUAG